Messenger RNA from Zootermopsis nevadensis, 1635 nucleotides. It is a transcript of the gene Got2, whose product is annotated as glutamate oxaloacetate transaminase 2. The record is from RefSeq and is a predicted model, not a curated record. Gene Ontology annotation, cellular component: mitochondrion. Gene Ontology annotation, molecular function: L-aspartate:2-oxoglutarate transaminase activity; pyridoxal phosphate binding. Gene Ontology annotation, biological process: biosynthetic process; L-aspartate catabolic process. Lineage: Eukaryota; Metazoa; Arthropoda; Insecta; Blattodea; Termopsidae.
UGUAGUGUGAUUGGUCUGUGUGGGAUACUCGUUGAAUGUAAUUUUAGUGUUACUGAUAUAUGUCGAUGAGAUAAAAAAGGGUCUCUGCCGUCACUUCCUUUAUGUAAUCUUAAUCCGGAUACUACAUGGGAUUGUAUCAUUAGCACCGUGUGCUGUAGAAUAGGAGCAAUCUGCAGUAGUAACUAUUUGACCUUGUUCAAGGAUGGCAACAUCUUCGAGAAUCGCAUCAGUUUCGACUAGUUUGUUAAAAAACAAUCAGUAUGGAAUUUCUUCCGUUGUUGGCAGAGCAAGCUCAUGGUGGUCUCACGUAGAAAUGGGCCCACCAGAUGCUAUUUUGGGAGUUACAGAAGCAUAUAAACGAGACACCAAUCCAAAGAAAAUCAACCUUGGUGUAGGAGCAUAUCGAGAUGACAAUGGAAAACCUUACGUCCUCCCAAGUGUACUGAAGGCAGAGGAACGAUUGAGUGCAAAGAAACUGGAUAAAGAGUAUGCACCUAUUGCUGGUAGUGCAGAGUUCUGCAAUCUGUCAAUUAAUUUGGCACUAGGAGAAGACAAUGAGCAAUCAAAGAAUGGCCUGAAUGCCACACUACAAGGGAUUUCAGGUACAGGGUCUCUGAGGAUUGGUGCAGCUUUUUUGGCAAAAUUCUUUCCCGGAAACAAAGAAGUAUAUUUACCAACACCAUCAUGGGGUAAUCACACCCCAAUCUUCAAACACUCAGGCCUCAAUGUGCAGCAGUAUCGGUAUUAUGAUCCGAAGACAUGCGGGUUUGAUUUCCAGGGGGCUUUGCAAGAUAUUGCGAAAAUCCCAGAAAAGUCCAUCAUCUUGUUCCAUGCCUGUGCACACAACCCUACAGGAGUGGAUCCCAAACCCGAGCAAUGGGCCGAAAUUUCCAAAGUUGUUCAGCAGAAGAAACUAUUUCCAUUUUUUGAUAUGGCAUAUCAAGGAUUUGCAUCAGGUGAUGUAGCAAGAGAUGCCUUUGCUGUUCGACACUUUGUGAAGAACGGUCACGAAAUUGUUUUGACGCAGUCUUAUGCCAAGAACAUGGGACUCUAUGGUGAGCGAGCAGGAGCAUUUUCUCUCAUUACAAGCAGCAAGGAAGCAGCCCAGACCACACUUUCACAGCUCAAAAUCAUUGUCAGGCCCAUGUAUUCCAAUCCACCCAUUCACGGAGCUCGCAUCGUAACUGAGAUUCUCUCGGAUCCUUCGUUGAAGAGCCAGUGGCUACAAGAUGUAAAGGGUAUGGCAGACCGUAUCAUAUCUGUACGAACACAGCUACGUGAUAACUUAAAGAAAGAAGGCUCACAGCGUGACUGGUCACACAUCACAGACCAGAUUGGUAUGUUCUGCUUCACAGGCAUGAACCAGCAGCAGGCUGAACGUCUUACGAAGGAUUUCAGCGUUUAUUUGACCAAAGAUGGCAGAAUUUCCAUGGCUGGAGUUACAUCAAAGAAUGUUGAUUACCUUGCACAUGCCAUACAUGAAAUUACCAAGUAAUUGAAUCCACUCAGCUGACAUAGCAUGUACAUGUGAGUGUUUCAGAAUUUAAUGAAUGUGAGAAAUGUGUUAUAGUUUUUAAUAAGUUUAUGGAAUGUACAUGAUGAUGUUAAAAUGUGAGAUUAAACAUAUAUUUACAU